GUGGCGUGUGUACGUGUCGCGUAGGCGUACAAUAUAAUGGAUGAGUAAAAAUUCGAUUGUCGCAAGAUGAUCACACUAUUUUUGUCGCACGAUCUCAAACGCUUAAGUGUAUUAUGAAUUAAUGGUGACAGUGGGGAAUUUCAACGAAUGUUCGAGUGUGUGAUAGUGUUCUAUCUAAAAGAUUUUUUUUAAUCGUGAUACAAGAAAAUCGACGCUGGUAGAAUACGAACAUCAACAUAUCAGCGCCACGGCUGACGCUUGGAAGUCUGCGAUUCUGUCAAAGGAUUACCUUCAAAUAUCGGAUAAUAUAAUGGAAGGAUGUGAAGACUAGAUCGAAAAAGAUGAAAACAUGAAGUUUUUAUAACUGAAAAUGUAUGCGAAAAGAAUAGUGGAAAUAACAUCUGAGACCGUUAAGAAGAAAAGGAUGGAUAACUUGACGAAUGACUUUCUGAUAAUAAAUCAAUAGGUGAUCUAGUUAGAAUGAUCGUUAAUGAGCAAUCGAUUGUACGGAGUGAGGUAGCUUGCGAUAAUGAAACUGAAGUAAAGAAGGAUAAGCAAGAAAGUUAAAGACUGCCCCUUAUGGAUCAAGUAAAUGUUACCCGGAACGAGACCAGCAACGCGACGGGCGUGGAAGAUCCGGAAUGGACGCAAGCGGUGAUGUUCAAGCUGCGGACAGCCGUGUUGCUGCUCAUCGUGAUAAUGGCUGUACUUGGAAACCUCCUCGUUAUCGUCAGUGUUAUGCGACACAGAAAACUUCGUGUCAUAACAAAUUACUUCGUGGUAUCAUUGGCGUUUGCUGAUAUUCUUGUCGCUAUGGUCGUAAUGCCUUUUAAUUUUAGCGUACAGUUUUACAAUGAAUGGAUCUUUGGUCCAGUUAUCUGUGACCUUUGGAACUCUUCAGAUGUUUAUUUUACAUCAACUUCGAUAUUGCAUCUGUGUUGCAUAUCAGUGGACAGAUAUUACGCUAUAGUAAAACCUCUCAAAUAUCCUAUUAAGAUGACGAAAAAGAUGGCGUUUGUCAUGUUAGCAGCGACAUGGCUCAGUCCUAUAACAAUAUCAUACGCCCCAAUUUUCAUGGGCUGGUACACCACCAGUGAAUACAUGAGAACCAGGGAGUUAAAUCAAUGUGAAUUCAAAGUGAACAAACCAUAUGCUGUCAUAUCCAGCUCAAUAUCUUUUUGGAUACCAUGCACUAUCAUGAUAUUUACCUAUCUCGCUAUAUUCAAAGAAGCGAAUCGCCAGGAGAAAGCUCUUCACGCAAGAGCAGGUAACGCGAUGCUCAUGCAUCGUCAUUCGAGAGAAGUUGGCGACAAAAACGGCGCAUUACAUAUCAACGCCACAACUCCCACCAAAGAUAGGAAUAUCCUGAAAAUGAAACGAGAACACAAAGCGGCUAGGACUUUGGGUAUAAUUAUGGGCGCUUUCAUCCUCUGCUGGUUACCGUUCUUCUUGUUCUAUUUGUCGACGUCAUUGUGUGAUUCGUGUACAUAUCCAGAGGUUGUGACUGUUAUCAUGUUUUGGACUGGUUAUUUCAAUUCAGCCCUAAAUCCGAUCAUUUAUGCGUAUUUCAACAGAGACUUUCGUAAUGCGUUCAAGAAUACUUUGGCGUGCGCGUUUUGUAGCUUCUGCCGGCGCGGUGCGUCUGAUUCAGACGCUUUGGAACGGUUGGAUAGACGAGGAUCCGCUCAGCUUCGAGUGCCUAUCCCAUCGAGGAGGGCAUCAGAUCUUGCAUCCCUUUGAAUAUCGCCGAACUAUGAUCAAGUGACAGCCGUUUGACAGGCCUAGUGUUUCAACGAAAUAUGAUGUAACAUAUUCCGAUUAUUGACUGAAUUUUGAACUAUAUAUCGAUUGUUGUAAAUAUCGAUUAAAUAAAUGUCUGUAAUAGAAUUAAUAGUGAAUUGACUAUCGUCUUGUAUUUAACAUGCAUGAAUCUCUAAGAUUAUAUUUAUUUAUGAAAUCUAAUUUCAAUUGUGUUGGUUUUUUCUAAUAUUUCUAAUGAUAGCUAGAACGUAAUAUAUAUUAAAUAUAAUGUGGUGUGUAAUUUUUUAAUGUAAAUAGUUUUGUAUAGAUCAUUUUCACAAUAGUAUUAAUUCCAAAGAUAGCUGAUUCGUAGGCCUAAAACAUAAUGUUUCAGAAACAGACGAAGAGGCCAAAUAUAAAUGUAAAUACUAAUUUUAGAGGCUUUAAUUUAUAAAAAAUGAAUUAUGUUAUGAUUAUUUAUUUUAGCAAUUAAUAUUUAUAAAUGUUAUUAUAUAAGAAACAAUUGAUAGCAAUAAGUAGAUGAAUACAAAUAUCACGAUACUAAGUCUAACUUACUUUCAAUCGUAGUGCUCUCAUAUCUUGAGUUAAAUUUCAAACAAAUUAACAGUAUCAUAAUAAUAAUUUCGAUUAAUAACAAAUAUUCAACGAUUUACUUAUAAAACCCCAUCAAUUUCAAUCCGAUAACUAUUCAAGUUUGUAUUUUCCAUUAAAAUGAUUUCAAUACAAACCACUGAAAAAUCUUUUGACGCUCGGAUAAAAGAUAAAUAAUCAUUUCAAUGAUUUUUUUAUAGCAGAUAGAGAUAAAAUAAUUGUAAAUAAAUCUUUAAAUGUAAAUGUAGUAGAUUUAAAAUUAAGCGAUGAUAAUAUAGAUAUAAAAAUAAUUUCAUUUAAACAUUUAUAGGGAGAUAUGAUAAUGAUUAUGGGGACAAAUAACGCUUCAAUAGAAAAUUCGAGUUAUAAAAUAAUAAUUGUUGUGCUAUUAACUGUAAUAGACCGACUAGACUUUGGUGUAUCAGUGUGGUGUUUAUCUUUUUAUGAUGUCUAUAGUCAUUUAAUACUAACCUUUAAUAAUUCGAUGGUUAAAAUAAUAUAGUAAAUUUUGAGCGAUGUGCGUCAAAUCGAUCUAUCAAAUGAUUAACUCUAGAUGAUCCUUGUCACGUGAUUAGAAAUUUAAAAAUCGAUUCCUAUAGAUUGUGUAUCUUUAUUGUUAUAUAUUAAAUGAUCUUACAUUACAACUUUUAAAUUAAGAACAGCAUGAUCGUUCAAAAUUUGCAAAUUCGUAUUUCGAAAUUUACUUCGGUGUACAUCUUUGAUUCCUCAUAUAAAAUAUCUAUCAGUCAAUGUCCAUAUAGUGUCUUCGCUUACAACUCCGCGACCUCAUUAAUGUAUAUGUAAUUUAAGAACUAUUCAAAACACCAAUUGCUUAUCCACGUUUCAAGAAAAAAUAACCUUAUCAAAGUUCUUAUGUCUUACAUAUAAUACUUAGUAAAAAGCGUUACGAUAAGCAUUUGGUGGUUUUAGUUCUUUAAUGAGAUGUCGCUCUAUAAAGUCAAUGUGUCUUCCUUUUAAAUAAGUAAUUAAGGCUCAAAGUUUAUUAGAUUCGAUUAAGAAUUAAAUCUUAAAAAAAUAAAUAAACACACGACUUUCUAAUAGCCAGUUCUUAUCUUAUGUACCCAGUAUGUAUUUGUAUUAUAAAUAUACAUUUUAUUAUAAAUAUAAUUGUAAUAAAAGUAAUAAUAUACGGUUGUGACUUCUUUAGAUAUUACAACAAACAAAUUCAUAUAUCAUUGUUGUUAUUGUGUUAUUCCUUAGACAAAGAAUUGUGUUCGGAUUUAUUUUUUAUCGAAAAUGUUGUUUCAAUCUGAAAUAUAUGUCAACCCAUUUAAAUUUUUAAACUUCGGUUAAACUCCGUCCAACGUGUUUUGUUUUAAUCAUUAAUUUCUUUAAUUUUAUAAGAUUCUUAACUACAUCAACUAAUGUUAGCGUAAAUUUAAUUCAUUAUUAGUAAACAAAUAAUAAUGUAUAUGUAUUUGUAGUACUUAUGUAAAACAUAGAAAGAUUUUAAAUUGAAACUAAUGUAGAUUUAGUUUCUUGAAAAAAAAACAGCAAUAUGUAACUUUAAAAAUAAUUAGAUCGGUGUAUAGCGUAGACGAUAACUUUGGAAUUUGAAUUUUAUAAUAUGAGUGGAUUUAUUGGUAAAUAACUAGAUUAACUAAAAACUAAUAUAUUGUUACAAGAGAGUUCGUUUGUGACGUCAUAUUCAUUGAAUAUCUUUGCCUAUUUUGCUUCACCCUUCAUUGUUGGCUGAUGUUGAUUAAAAUUAAGUGUUUCCUAUGUUUACGUUGGGCUGUGAUAUUUUAUAUUAUUCAUUACUAUCACCUUCACCGUUACCGAUACUUCGUUGAUUUCAUUGAUUUCAAAGUCAUUUGUUAUUUGUAAUAUCAACUUAGUCGAACAAAUCCGACUUUAAUAAUUUAAGUUAAUUAUUGUUCAAAGUUUUAUUUAUAUAGAUCGUAAUUGCCAUGUAUCCUUCGUAGAUUUUAAUCUUGAUACCAAAAUAUGAAAGUAAUGAAUUUCGAUGUAAAUAUUCUUUUAAUGAUAGUGAAUUAUAUGAGAUCAUUAUAGCGUAAUUAUCAUUGUCAUUAUAAUAGGGUUGCUUAAAUUAUUUUGAAAUAUAUGUGGUAUUAUUACGUA
Nymphalis io (European peacock) is the source of this 4455-nucleotide messenger RNA. It is a transcript of the gene OAR2, whose product is annotated as octopamine receptor beta-2R. The record is from RefSeq and is a predicted model, not a curated record. Gene Ontology annotation, cellular component: membrane. The transcript has 7 exons. Gene Ontology annotation, biological process: adenylate cyclase-activating adrenergic receptor signaling pathway. Bases 580 to 1740 code for a protein of 386 amino acids. Lineage: Eukaryota; Metazoa; Arthropoda; Insecta; Lepidoptera; Nymphalidae. Gene Ontology annotation, molecular function: octopamine receptor activity.